GGACUAAAGUACACUCUUUUAUUCACUUUACUUUGAUACAUUUUGCAAAUUAACCAUCUAUGGGUUCAUAAAUCGGCUGCCAUAACACCCUCAAAGGGCAUCUUUGAGGAGUGUGUCUACUGCCUACGAGGUAGCACCGACCGAGUAGCACAUUCGGUGCUUAGCGACAGGUAACUACCCUGCAUUUCCUUCACACGGAGCUGUGCUUCCGGCGUAGAAGAAGACGCUCAUCCCGUUGUGCACUUCAUUGCUAUGAGUGUACUUGUGCUCCAAGACAAGUCUGUCAACAGAGCAAAAAUGAGCGGCCUGGAUAAGGACCAGCGUCAUCAUCCCAGUUGCCGGGAAAAAACACUGGCCUCUGAUUCAUCCGACUCCCGUGAGCUUCCCAGUCAGCAGCUCCAAGGGCUCAAAUUGGCAUCACAUGCAGUGCUGGAGGAAGCACAGCAAAGGGGCAGGUUAAAGUGCUCUAAAUGUGGAGGCUCGAGGAUGUUCUUCUGCUACACAUGCUGCUCCUUAGUGGGCAUGAGCCUGCAAGAUGUCCCCACAGUAAAGCUUCCUGUGAAGAUAGACAUCAUCAAGCAUCCCAACGAGACAGAUGGCAAGAGCACUGCCAUCCACGCCAAGAUUCUUGCACCCAGUGACGUCACAAUAUAUACUUACCCCUGCAUACCUGAGUACCAAAAAGAUAAGGUGGUGUUGGUAUUCCCUGGUCCGAGGGCCGUCUCAGUUCAAGACAUGAUGAAGUGUUUACAUGACAGGUCACACGACUUCUCUGAUGAACCGUGCAGAAAGAGGUUAAAGACUGAGCAAGUUCAAGGUUCCACGUGCACCUCCGAGAGCUCAGAGUCGGGGACGCCAGAUGAAGCAAAAAGCUCUGUGUCAAAGGUGGAUCCCCUCCAGAGGGUGGUCUUCAUUGACAGCACAUGGAACCAGACCAAUAAGAUCAGCACAGACGAGAGACUGCAAGAUUUGCUCCAGGUAGAGUUGAAGAUGAGAAAAACGUGUUUCUGGCGUCAUCAAAAGGGCAAGCCGGACAGUUAUCUAGCUACUAUCGAAGCCAUAUAUUACUUUCUCAUGGACUUCCACGAGCAUUGCCUCGACGAGGAGUACAGCGGAGAAUACGACAACCUUCUCUUCUUCUACUCCUACCUGCACUCGAUUGUUAACAAAGCUAAAACCUCUGCGGGAAAAUGCUGAGGUUUCCUGUGAGGACAGACCAAAAGACAUCGAACUGUAGCUGAAGCGACGAUAUAAAUGCAACAUUCAGGUGCUCUGCCUUCCAACGACCCCAAAACAUGCAUCUCAUUAUGUGUCGAUCAUAAUUUGCCUCUGGUUGUGGAUGAAAACCUUAAUGGUCGGCUCUCUGUUUGAAAACCUGUUCAGGGUCACAGUGGGGGAUAGAAUAAGAAGCUAUUAAAAUGGAUGGAUUCGUAAUUUAAAGUCGUGGAUAAUGAACAGAUCAAAAUGAGUAACUUGGAAUAACAGACAGUGAGAUGGGGUUUUUAUGUUUAUCGAUUCUGAUUAUGCAGAAAAAUAAUUUUUAGUUUUUGAACUCGAAUGACUUUUUUUUUUUUUUUU
This is a messenger RNA of Oreochromis niloticus (Nile tilapia), 1578 nucleotides long. RefSeq names its product DTW domain containing 1 (gene dtwd1). Gene Ontology annotation, molecular function: tRNA-uridine aminocarboxypropyltransferase activity. Gene Ontology annotation, biological process: tRNA modification. Gene Ontology annotation, cellular component: nucleus. The transcript is spliced from 5 exons. The coding region runs from base 253 to 1197 and encodes 314 amino acids. The record is from RefSeq and is a predicted model, not a curated record. NCBI's taxonomy places the organism in Eukaryota, Metazoa, Chordata, Actinopteri, Cichliformes, Cichlidae.